Molecule: messenger RNA, 7297 nt
Organism: Polyodon spathula (Mississippi paddlefish)
Lineage: Eukaryota; Metazoa; Chordata; Actinopteri; Acipenseriformes; Polyodontidae
Gene: akna
Product: AT-hook transcription factor
Exons: 22
Coding region: 460-4980 (1506 amino acids)
Biological process (GO): neuroblast division in subventricular zone; epithelial to mesenchymal transition; neuroblast delamination
Cellular component (GO): centrosome
Source: RefSeq, a predicted model, not a curated record
AAUAUCCACAAUCCAGCAGUCAGACAAGCAGCGCAAACUGUUUGAUUGUCACCUGGAGCGCUAUCUGCACUACAUUUGGGGUCUCUUUAGAAAAAUGUUCGACUUGUUUCAUUCGCUGUAGUUUUACUGAAUAGUAGAAUAACACUGUUUAUUUUCAUUUUUGUUCUCUCUUUCCUUAUUCAGGCCCCCCCCUUUUUUUUCACCAAUAAUACAAAAAAGAAAAAUUGAAAUAAAGACAAACUGAAAGCUCAACCCACAUCCACUUGUCCCGCAGCCCGGAGCGAUCUCAGUCAGCUGCCCAAUGAAGCGACACAAGAAGCAGUGACCGUGCACGAGCCAUCCAGCCACCUAGCCUGCCUGCGAGGCUCCCCGAUCUGAAGCCAGUGCCUCCCUCAUCCCGCCGCCUGCUGGACGAGACGCGAGGGAGGAGGAGCGGGGCAGACACAGAGAGGGGGUCCCAUGGCAGGCACUGGGACAGUCCCAGCGCCCGGCCGCUCCUCCUGGCCUGGUUCUGCUGGUGCUCGGUGGGAUCCCGGUGAAGCCUCUGAGGGGGACGAGGAGUUCCAGAGCCUGAUGGAUGAGAAUGGGAUCAUCGGGCUGGAGGACAUGACUGAGGGCUACCUGCAGGAGCUGGAAGGGGCAGGGGAGCUCUCGGAAGCGGGGACCCCUGACCCGGAGGAGGGUGCCCCCAGAGUGUUCCCCAGCUCUGGGUUCGAGCAGCAGCAGGAUUCCUUGGAGGACCUGAGCUCUGAUUUCAACGAGCUGCUGGACUCCGAUCCACUCCAGCUCUUCAGCUCUCCAGACAAUGAGCUGCAUGGGGAGAGACAAGAUGACUUGCAUGAUGAGGACGAGGAUGAUGAGGAUGACUUGGAUGAAGAUCUCUCUGUUAGUCAGGGAGAGCCCCGGCAGCUCCAGCAGCACCAGCACUGGCUUCCAGAGAGGGACAAACAGCUGGACAUGACUGAGGACGAGCGCGAGGCAGUCGUCUCAGAGGGAGGACAGAGCGAAGGGGACAGGGACAGCGAGAGCGAAAGGGAGGAGUACCCGGACCUGCCUUACGACGGGCGUCUGGACCUCACUGCGGCCAGACAGGAGACAAGUCUGGAAGACUUCGAGGACUACAGCGAGGCAGCACACGGCUCCACAGGAUUCGACGAGGACUUCCUUCUCAGCGAGGUCGAAGGGAACAGCCCGGCCCGUUUGCAGGGCGAGCUGGGGAACAGACGAGAGACUUCCGGAGAGACUUUCUCCAGAGCUCAGGAGGACUUGCCGUCCAUCCUGAGGAUACAGAGACAGGAGAUGCCGACCACGCCUCCCAAGAUGGGCUUGAGCCAGACCCUUCUGAGCCGCAUCUCCACGGAGGACCUGGCGAACGGCCCCGAUAUUGAGGCUGAGACUAUCCCGGAGACCUCGUUCAGCGACAGCGUGGAGGAUUCGCUGGGGAACGCCGCGAGAGGUGACGGAGGCAGGAAAGCGUCGCCCAGAGGGAGUCUGGAAUCGGGGUCCGAGAUCGAGAGACCGAGGGAGAGCCCGCUGUUCCGGGAGGAAUUGCCAGCAGAUCCAGAAUGGGAAGCUAACAUCCAGAAGUCCCCGCCUGCCCCGUCUUCAUCUUCCACACCUCAUACGCAGAGGAAAGCUCAUUCCCCGCCCGCCAAACCAUCCGUGGUCUCCCGGCAACCCCGUUCCGUGAGCCCCGUGAGAGCUCGGAGACCCCAGAGGGACGGCUCGCCCAAACCCCUGAGCGGCCGGUCCAGCGUAGCAGCGGAAAACCUCAGGUACGGCCAAGGCCAGCUCAAUUUCCCGCUGCCUGACUUCUCGAAAGUAGAGCCGAGGGUGCGCUUCCCCAAAGCUGAGGAGAGCGGCUACAAGCCCCCCAAGGGCCGCGUGGCUCCGCGGAAGAGCUUUGCAGCGGCCGAGCCCCCCCUGGUGUUCAAAUCCCCCGCGGAGAUCGUGAUGGAGGUGUUACUGAGCAGCCCCCAGGGUCCUGCGCCCCCUCGCCGGCCCCACAGUCCCGAUGCCAAGGUACCUGAAGAGUUCAAGAGCCCGCAGCAAGCCACCGAGCUGGUCCACCAGCUGCAGGAGGACUACAACAAACUGCUGACCAAAUACGCAGAGGCCGAGAACACCAUCGACCGCAUGAGACUCGGGGCGAAGGUGAGCCUGUACGCUGACCCCCCGAAGCCCAGUCACAGUGUCCACAUGGGGGCGCUGCACCAGGGUUCGAAGGUCCUGACCCUGACCAUCCCGCAGCUGCAGAAGGCUCAGCUGAGCCAGCCCCCCGACCCAGCCCUGCUGAACUCGGCGUCUUCUGUUCAGUCAGGCAGUGUUCCUGAGGACUGCACGCCGACACGGAGCCUGGAGCCUGGAGUGGGACAGCGGCUGACUGAGGCUCUGGCCAAGCAGGCUGGGAAGUUUAGUCUGCAGGUGGAUUCUUUUGAAGAUCUCAUUCGGGCUGGAAAUCUGAACCCCUACGAUCAGCUAAAGGGUUUCGCCAGCCUGCGACAGGCACAGGAGGCUCUGGAGAGGGGGUACCUGCAGGCCAGAGAGGAGCACCGGAGACUGCAGCAGCAAGGAGCCGAGCCGGGAGACUUCGACCCAAACAGGGAGGUGGAAGGGGAGAUCUUCCGCCUAGGAAUGCGUCUGGAGGACUUGAAGGACCGGAUUGACCAGACCAUGCAAAGCCAGCCGUCUCCCGCUUUGCUCUCCCCUGAACCCCUUCAAAUGGACCUGUCCACUGCCUCGCACCCCCAGACCCGGCUCCACACCCCCGCCGCACGCACGCGGCGCCCCGAGAGCGCGCUGGUGAAAGCUUCUCCUGGCACAGUGUGUGUGGAGGUGAGUUCAGUGAGUGGAGACAGUGCAGGGGAGGAGGAAGAUGAAGGGGAGGUCCUGCCCCACGCCCUGCCCGAGCCACUGAGACACAAACACUGUGAGGUCGAGGGGGAGUUCAGCAACCUGCUACAGCGCUAUCACAGCUUCAGGGGACUGUCAGAGCUGAUGGAGCCAGGCCUGGGUUCCGAGCUCACUGCCUCUCCCCAGGAAGGAUCCCCCUCCCAGGGGGCUGAAUGGACUGAGCCAGCAGGGAGGUCUCCUAAAGGGGACGAGAGCAGGACUGCGCCACUGCCUCAGCCAAUGGAAUCCAAAGCAGCCCUGUUGGGUCAGCCCCGGGACCACUCUGUGGACCAAUCAGAGCCCCAACAGGAGGAGUCUCUCCUCCAGGACUCUUCAUUGCCAGGGAGACAGGCGAUGAGCAGCAGGGGCGGUGUUUCGAAGGGGGGCGGGGACGGGUCUCGGCGCAGCAGUGUGACCAGCGUGGGAGAGAGUGGCGCUACACAGUACAGGCCCUGGAAAGUGCUGCGCCACAACAAGACAGCGCCCCCACAGGAGCGCAUCGUUUCCCCGGAGACAGACAGCGGGUUUGUGGGCUCGGAGAGCAGCCGCUUCACUCCUGCAGUGCACAGCCCUGAACACCAGAGGGCGAGACGGCCCUUCACGGGACGAGACAGAGUGUUGAAGGCGCUCCCCCGUCCCGUCCAGCAGCCCCCCCUCUCUGCCCCGCGCCGCCGCACUGACACGGCUGGGGGGUCUGGAUCAGCCCCCAAAACGGGCCCCCUAACCCGAGCACGGAGGCACAGCAUGAGCCAGCCUGGGCCGUCCCGGAGCAGCGCCCCACAGCACUGGAGCGAGAGCGUGAGCAGCGAGUUCGAACCCGACGCCUACGCCACUCGCAGCGAGUCUGAGGGAGAAGGUCAGAGUGUGGGGAGGACGUACCUGAGACCGGCCAGAAAACUACAGUAUGAGCAGCUGCCCUCCCCCUCCUCCACGCCCUCUCCACUGAGGAUCCACACGCAACGAGGACCCCAGACCGCACACACGCUGCCCGCGCGACACAAGGCGAUCCAGGCCCUGCAGGGCGAGGUCUCCCGCCUCCGACACCUGCUGGAGGAGAGCCUGCACCGGCCUCACACGCCCCCCUUCAGCACAGCACCCCCUGCAAGCGGGAGGCUGCCAGUGCAGGACGAGGAGGAGGAGCCCAGGCACAGAUCAGCACCCCUGAGAUUCUCGCAGGUUUGUCAGGAUGAGUUUGAGGAGCCAAAGAGCCCAGCCCAGCGGGCGAGAUCCACGUCAAUCCCUCAACUCAGACCGGAGCUGCAGAUCAGCAGCGAUUCCGAUAACUCCCAGCGUGAUCCCCGAACCCAGUCCUCCAAGCCUGUCCCAGGGUUCUCUGCUUCGAACGACGAACGGAAGCACCCCAGGACUGGAACACAGGAAGCUGUGACAUUCAGGGGCCCGUACACAGGGCAGCAGUACAGUGUGCUGUACCCUGGCAGCUCUGAUCACAACGCGCUGGGGAACCUGACUGCACCCUGCCCCGACUGCAAUGGGACCAGCGUGCCCAGCGCGCCCAGCCAGGGCAACAGCAGUGUGAGAGCUCCCAGCGCCCAUCCCAAACACAGCUGCCCCCCUCGGUGCCCACUGUGCAGGGGGUCCGGGGUCCACAGCCCCCAAGGGAACACGGACCAGCGGGCACCAGGUGUUUCAGCCAAAAGAGAGGCUGGUUCCUCCCUCCGAGAAGGUCAGCGAAUGGGAGCGCCCCACAAGGAGCGAGGGGGCGUGUACCUGCCGUUCCAUGCCCCCCCUGUCUUCAGCUACGUGCCUCCAGUUCAGUUCGUGCCUUACUCCCCCGCCCACCUGUAUUUCUCCACCCCUGCUUCCAAGGCCCCGCCCCCUUCCCCAGAGUCCCGCCUCUACUUGUCGAUGGGCGUCGGCCUGCUUGAGCUGCGACCCGAGCCGGGGGUCAAGGGUCGGCAUCGGCGGUCACUCACGCUGGACAGCGCAGAGGUGGACGCUCUCAGCCGCUCCCUGAGCCGAGCCGUGGAGGCGGCGCAAAGCAUGAGGAUGAGCACCGGCCGCAUGGCUCGCUCGCUGACCACUGAGCUGAGCCGGAGCUCCGCGCUGCGCCAGUCCUCCCUGUACUGAGGAGGGGGCGAGAGGGGCGCAGCUGGAUUUCCAGGGCGGCUCGUGAACGAAGCAACAGAAAAAUUACCUCAGGUACUAAGGUUCUUCAGAUCGGGUGCUCCACAGCAGUGCUGACAGUCAGGUGAGGAUCAUUGGCGCAGAUCGGGCUGAUUUUACAGUUCAGAGUGAAACAAGUGAAGAAGCAUUGUGAGGAUCGCUGCUUUAAUUAGACCCUGCGCAGAACAGCGAUCCACGCAAACCCAAGCAGCUGUUUCUUCACCUGUUUCACUGUGAAUGGUGAAUUAGCGCAGUCAACCCCAAGCUCCCUGAUCUGUGGAGAGCUGGAUCUGAAUAAUCAAGUGACCGGAUCGUGCAGCUCUCUCAGGUACUCAGGAAUGGAGCAGGCUGUAUUCACGAAGCACUGCUGUUGUCUUGUGAAUACAGCCUGAUCAUCUUUACUUCUAUAUUCUUAAAUGUAAUAAGCACUGCACUGUACGUCUGUAUGCAGUGUGUGUGCAGACUAACUCUAGAGUUGAAGCUAACUGACAGCCUCUUGUGGGUGUGGAGACUGUAAGGUAUGAGAUCACUUGGGGUGUCAUUCAGUAUGCUGGGCUUAAUCUCGGUACGAAGGGAGCGUGCUCCUCGGCUUCUUACCAAUCCCACCGUAUUUUUAAUGUAUAGUGUAAUGUUUUAGGGUGGAAAAGCUCAUGCAGUAAUGUUGCAGAGUCUGUGUAGGCUGGGAGGUAAUGGCAGGGGAGCAGAACGCCGGCACGGCUUGACGUUAGCAAGAUCUGCCGCUGCUGGUACUUGCAGUUCCAGCGUUCAGACCAAAUCAUUUCAACAGGACCAAAUAGGACUUCAUUAAUAAGGACCAAUAGGAAAAAACGGAUCACCUGUCCUGGUUAAUCACAAGAAGCCUGCCGGGAGUUUUUAUCAGCGGUGAGAUUUUCAUGUUUUUAAUUGGUUUUAUUUUAUAUAUCAAUAUAUGUAUAUUUUUGCAGUGUGUUUAAUUGUAAUAAGUUCUUUCUGUGGGUUUUGUGUGCAGUGUUUUAUGUGUGUAAAUGUAGACGUUCCAUAUUUGAAUGAUUUUUCAUAGCAGUAGCACAUCCACCACACUUGCAAGGUGCAGCUGCAAUGUGAUUAUUACAGAUUUGUAUUUUUGCUCAUUUUAGAAAUUGUUAACAGGAUAUUUUUCUACUGAAUGGAAGCAAUAAGUAAGACUUGAUUUUAGUUUUUUUUGUAUCGAUGCAGGGCCCACUGGCCCCUUUUUUUUUUUUACCUUUUGUAAAAACAAAAGCAUAAAAUCUAAAUACAUGUUUUGUACAGCUUACAUUUUUGUAGAAAGUUGCAUCAGAUUGUUGUCAUCACUGGGGAGGUGAGGGGGACCUCAUUUUGAAAGGAAAUUGCCUUUUGGUGUAGUGAACCAUUUAAUUUGAAUGUAGUUAUUGGUAUCUUCAGCAGCCUAGUUGCAGUACAGUAACACGCUAUGUUAGGGUGUCGACAGGGAGAGACCCCUACUGGCCAACCAAGAGCACUGCAUCAACAUCCCAGGGUGCUUUGCAGGUCUCCCAUCCAAGUUCUAACCAUGCAAGCCUUUGCUUAGCUUCAGUCAGUUGGUUUGGGUCUCCAGCAUCACAUUACAGGUAAUAACUGCUGCAGUGCUCCCUGGUUAUUUCAUAAUGCACGCAUUGGCUUCUUUCAGGGUGAGGACAUCCACAGUAAACAGGACCUGAGCGCUACUCCGCUGCUGUAGAAAGGCCUGUCGCUGACUCACUGUUUUCAAUGCUUCCCUCCUUUCCAUGUGCAGGACAAACAGUGAGGCAGCACUGUGCCUGCAACUCCUCAAUACAUCAACCCUAAAGAAACGGGAAUGAAUUCGUUGUGAAUCACCUAAUCAAUGAAGUGAUGGCAAAAAAGGUGUUGAUCAGCUUUUCAGUCCACUUUGUAUGGAAGUGAAUUUAUUAGACAGCUUUAGUACAUAGGUACAUGUAUAGUACAGCUGCUUGUGCUUCACCACUUUGCAGACGUGUAAUCCAAGCAUGAGAAACGGGAUCAAGACAGACACACUUUGAUUUCUUUUUUUUUGCUCUGAUAAAUAACUUUGAUAUGAAUCAAUGACACAGUGGUUGCUAUACAACAGCAAAAAAAAAAAAAAAAAAAAAAAAAUGGAAAAGGAAAGGAAAAAAAACCACACGUCUAAGCAUCGCAGAGGGAAAAAAAACACUCUGUGCGUUUACAGCCUUUGUCAAAACAGAUAAAAGAAAUCAGGAAUUUCCAAAGCCUUUAACUAAUGGAAGAUGUUCCGGUACACAAACAAACAAACAAACAAACAAACAAA